Molecule: messenger RNA, 2412 nt
Organism: Stegastes partitus (bicolor damselfish)
Lineage: Eukaryota; Metazoa; Chordata; Actinopteri; Pomacentridae
Gene: zdhhc8a
Product: zDHHC palmitoyltransferase 8a
Exons: 10
Coding region: 1-2412 (803 amino acids)
Biological process (GO): protein palmitoylation
Molecular function (GO): palmitoyltransferase activity
Source: RefSeq, a predicted model, not a curated record
AUGCCCGCCAGCGGCGCCGACUCGCUGAAGCCCAGCGCCUUCAUCCCGGUGUGCACCGCCGCCUGCCUCCUGGUCGGCUCUACCUCCCUGUUCUUCGUCUUCACAUGCCCAUGGCUGGCUGUGACCAUCUGCCCUGCUGUGCCACCAUGCUGUGCCAUCAUUUUCCUUUUUGUGCUGGCCAACUUCACCAUGGCAACCUUUAUGGAUGCUGGUGUGCUCCCGAUGGCCAGCGAGGACGAGGACAAGGAUGAUGAGUUCCGCGCUCCGCUCUACAAGAACGUGGACGUGAAGGGCGUCCAGGUGCGCAUGAAGUGGUGCGCGUCGUGUCAUUUCUACAGACCUCCACGCUGCUCCCACUGCAGCGUGUGCGAUCACUGUGUGGAGGACUUCGACCACCACUGUCCCUGGGUGAACAACUGCAUCGGGAGGAGGAACUACCGCUACUUCUUCCUGUUUCUGUUGUCGCUGACCGUUCACAUGAUUGGCGUCUUCAGCUUCGGCCUCAUAUACGUCCUGCACCACAUGGACGAGUUAUGGAAGCUGCACUGCACCGUCACUCUGGUAGUGAUCAGUAUAUCGGGGCUGUUUCUCAUCCCCGUCCUGGGCCUCACUGGAUUCCACUUUUAUCUGGUAUCCAGAGGACGCACCACCAAUGAGCAGGUAACUGGGAAGUUCCAAGGAGGAGUAAAUCCUUUUACAAGAGGUUGCUGUAACAACCUGGAGUAUCUGGUUUGCAGUCCCAUUUCUCCAAAGUACACAGCCAGGCCCUGCAAGAAGACCGUCAUCCACAUCCAGCCUCCGUUUCUGAGGCCGGAGAUUGACAGGCAGACGCCGGUGAAAGUCAGGGACAACGGGAUACAGAGCCGGGAUGUCCAAAAUAAAAGACCCUCAACUGGAGCUGUCGAGCUGUCAGACAUCAAACAACAGAAAACUCCACCGCCGCUGCCUCCGAAGCCGGACCACGGUCUGCUGAGAAGCCAAGUAGCUGCCAUGGACGAGAUGGGACAUCACACCAAAUCCAUCAUCCCUGUGUCUAUCCCCACCGUGCCACAGCUGCGUCCGGUCCUGGAGGCCAUAUCCAGAGGAUCGUCACCCAUCCCUCCAGAGCAGUUGCUGAAGACAUCAGAGCAUCAAGGGAACAACAAAGGUCUUGACCUCCGCUCUGAGUCCAGAGAAAGCCCCGUGAGAGGCAGCCAUCAUGCCGGCCUGCCUGUCCAGCCUCCCCUCCAGUCCAGCUCGCUGCAGCUCAACUCUCUGACGCUCAACUCCCGUUCCCUCACCCUGAAACACAGCAGCCGCCACGGCAGCAAAUCCCACCUGCCUGCCAUGCACGCUGACGGUUUGGGAUCCAACCCUCCGCCGGGCAUCAUCUCCUCCUCCAGCCUGCUCGCCAACCACAGCAGCAGCAGCAGCAGCAGCCUCCCCUACGACAACCUCAUCAACCCCGCAGACCCUCAGUUCCUGGCCCAGAGAGGGGCUCCUUCCGUCAGCUACCACCCUCACUUCAUGUCCCUGGGCACGGAUGGAGCCGUGCAGCGGCCUCCUCCCCACACCUACAGUCCCGUGUUCAUGGGUGUCUCCAGACAUUCCCCUCAGCCUCGAGACCUCUCGCCCUCUUUGCAGGGUCUCACCUCCAGGGAUCCGUCACCUUCUUUCCAAGGUUUUAUUCAAAGAGACUCUUCCCCCGCUUUCCAAGGGCUGAUGCCAAGAGACCUUGCCACCCAAAGUGUAACAUCACGAGACAUUCCCCCUCCAGGUGUUGUCAUGCGAGAUAUGACCUCCCAGAGUCUCCGAGACAGCCUCCGGGAUCUCGUUCCACAGGACUUGACGCCUCCCAAGUCGGCUGCCGCGCGCUACGACAACUUUUCAAAAACCAUCAUGGCAUCCCUCCACGAGAGACGGGAGCUGGAGGAGAGGGAGAGGAUGCUCCGUCUCCAAGCCAGGUCCCAGGCGCUCUACGGCCCGGAUAUGGGGAUCUACGACAUCCCCAGCAGGAGGAGUUUACCGCCAGACAACAUGCGACCUCCGGGCUCCAGAGGGCCGACUCCCCCGGCUUACGGCUCCAGGGAGUUUCUGAUGAGCACAGGCAUUCUGGGUUACGGCAUGAGGACCUCACCUCUCUCCAGCUCCUCCACGUCGUCUCUCACUCGCGGCCCGAAAACCUCCAGCUCUCCCCUGCAGAGCGGCAGCAGCAGCAGCCUGCAGAGCAAAGGCAGGUCUUCCUCUCCGGCCUAUUGCCCCCCCGAGAGGCAAACGCAAGGCCUCCCUUCCUCUACGUCCACCCUGCCCCGUUUGUUCCCCUCCACCGCCUCCUCCGCCCCUCCGUACACCUCCUAUGCCACCACGAAACGCUCCUCGCUCCCGUACUCCUCCGAGGGGAAGGACUCUGUCACUCUGGGAGCUCUGAAGUAA